AUGACAGGUACAGCACCAGGGCCUGAUCAAGACACAAUGAGCACUUCAGAUAUCUCUCAUCCAUCUCAGCAUCCUGAAAAUUUGGAAUAUACGCUCAUUGAUUGUCAAUAUGUAGAUGUACAACCAUGUGAAGUGCCAUCUUCAGAAGCUGAAACUGUCUCUUCAAUUGAUAGUAGUGAUAAAAAGGAAACAGUUGAUCUUGAUGAAGAGAUUUCAAGAAAGCUUUCAGCUGUGACCAUUUCAGAGCCUAUUGAAAGCGAAGACAGUGUUGAACUAAGAAGAAAGCGAGCCAUGAUUCACGAUCGCUUAAACAAAAGUGAUUCGAACGAUCAUCUGACCAAAUGCAUUAAGCACUUGUUCAGCAAUAUGGAUUCAUUGGACGCAGAUGCUAAAGCUGAUAGAGUUCUUGGUGUGAUGUUUCCAAACUUAUCAUGUGAAAUGUUAGAGAGCGUGAUCACUGGAAAGAAUUGCACCAUAUACAGAAGGACUGCAAUUAUAAAUGCUAUCAUUCAUGAGAACGAUAUAAACGAUGAAUUCUUUUUGCUUUGUAUCGCAGCAGCUUAUGGAGGCCGUAAGGGAAUAGAACGCUUCCAGAAGAAAUGGAACAUUGAUCUAAGCUUUGAAAAGCUUUCUCUGUGUAAUCGGGACCAACAGGAUGGUUUGAAGGGUUUGGUGAUUGUCUACUUAUCAAUCAUUGGACAUGUUCUUAUCUAUAUGCGCAGUUACCGAAAGGGAAGAAGCUACUUCAACAAACGUAUCAAUAGGCUCUCUACAAGAGAGGUGACGUUGCAAGAAAUUGGGAGAGUAACAAUCUGGAGUCCAGUGAUUUUCGAUAUCUCAACUCCACACAAUCCACGUAAGAUUAAGAAGAGGAGGCUCCGUGAGUACGAGACAUCAACUUUCCCCUUCAAUCGAGAUAUCGUUGAUGAAAUUAUCAAAGCACUUUUUGGCCGUCAAGUUAAUUAUAUGUGA
Williopsis jadinii is the source of this 972-nucleotide messenger RNA. RefSeq lists its product as uncharacterized. The coding region runs from base 1 to 972 and encodes 323 amino acids. Lineage: Eukaryota; Fungi; Ascomycota; Saccharomycetes; Phaffomycetales; Wickerhamomycetaceae. The transcript has a single exon. The record is from RefSeq and is a predicted model, not a curated record.